Molecule: messenger RNA, 2596 nt
Organism: Syngnathus typhle (broad-nosed pipefish)
Lineage: Eukaryota; Metazoa; Chordata; Actinopteri; Syngnathiformes; Syngnathidae
Gene: aire
Product: autoimmune regulator
Exons: 11
Coding region: 1-1494 (497 amino acids)
Biological process (GO): regulation of transcription by RNA polymerase II
Cellular component (GO): nucleus
Molecular function (GO): DNA-binding transcription factor activity, RNA polymerase II-specific
Source: RefSeq, a predicted model, not a curated record
AUGUGGCAGACAGUUACAUUAGUGGUGGAUUCAGUUGAAGGAAUUUGGGUGUCCCUCAGGGUACACUACUGCACCCCAUGUCAUUGGAUUCCAAGGCCACACCCUGUCCAUGAAAAAGGGCACUCCGGCGAGUCGGCGGUCUCACUCAAGUGCAUCAUGUCCCUCGCCGAGGCCAACCUGGGCUCGCUCUUGAGAGGUCUUCGCACGGACAUCGCCAUGGCCGUGCACGACGCCUUCCCUCUGGUUCACGGCUUGGCUGACAAGAACAUCAUCAGUGAGCAGAUGCUGAAGGACAUGGAGGCGGAGGCACGGCGAGACGGGAUCCACAAGGCCAUGUACUCUCUGCUCUCUUGGGUAUUGGAGCAGAGCACCUCCACCAUCAAGGCCUUCUGGAGGAACCUGAACAAGGCCUAUAACCUGGACAGCUAUCCCAAACUGCAAGCAUUGCUCCACAAAGCCAGUGAUGGCAAGAGGAAAAAGAGGAGCCGCGAGGAUAGAGAAGAUCAAUAUCGCGCCAAGACGAGCGCUGGAACUGCAGGGUCCUCCAAAAAGUCCAUCAAGCCGCCAGGAGACUUUUACAAAUCCAAAGCUGUCAUGGCAACCUUUCAACACCAGAGGGAGACAAUAGCAGCCUCUGGACAGAACCAUCACAACGACGACGAGUGCGCCGUGUGCAAAGAUGGAGGCGAGUUGAUCUGUUGUGACGGAUGUCCUCGAGCGUUCCACUUAACCUGCCUGGACCCUCCGCUGGCAUCUGUCCCGAGUGGUUCUUGGUGUUGUAAAGACUGCAGCGGCACAGGGCACCAAGUACAGAAAAGCCAACAUGCUUUGCAAUGGGCAGACUCGUGUGGUUUUUGUCACCUGGGAGGAGAGGACCUCAGUCGCUGCCUCCAGUGUUCCCAGCCUUACCACCACCACUGCCACUUCCCGCUCGGGACAUCCAUCUGUCUGUCAUGCUCCAUCGCAAAGGAAGCCAAAUCCUUACCACAGCGCGCCGGGAGUUCACUGUCGCAUUCUUUUAAGAGCGUCUUUGUUUUUUAUGAUGGCUUUACUGCUCCCACUUGCUUUCUUUGGAGGCAUGAGAUUAAUACAAUAACAACGGAGUCAGGCGACAUCCGGGCCGCGCGGUCAGGUUUUCUCGAGUCCUCCCGGCUCAUCUCGCGAGGUUCGACCUCCGAAUUUUGUUCGACAACUGAAGCAAAAAAAUCUCGAAUUUUUUGCUUGAAUUCCGAUUUGUUAGAGAACGGGGACGUUCGAAAACCGAGGUUUGACUGUAUUCUCCUUGAAAAAGGGGGCACAAUGACCUGCCUGCUUUUUACUGUUUUUCAGCUUCCCGCAUCGGUCCAUAAUCCAUGUGGCCACGAACAGAACUCAUCUGUACACAAAGACCAAUUGGAUGAAUUGGACUCCAUCCUUGGAGACGCGUCCCUGGAUGGCCUCCUGCAAUGGGCUUUUCACAACAUCCCUCAACCUCUUCACGGAGGCUAUCAGUGACUUGGAAUCAAUUUUGACAAUGACUGCUGACAACAAUUUAGUCAUUGUGCAAAAAAAAGACAAAUGUCUGUUUUAGAUUUUGGAUGAGAAAUUCUGCAAUAGAAGAAAUUGAAUUCUCGAAGCAUGUUUUUAGCAAUUUAUUUUUGCAGCGUGGUAUGUUUGAUUUGAGUCUCAUUUGGGUUGGGGUCAGGGGGUCCCGCCGGCCGUAUCUGCUUAAAGAAUUGCUUCCCUGCCAGGAGUUGCCAUUGGAAGUUGUCCUGGCGCCCGGAUGGCAGUUGCACAGUCUAGCGUUUAGCAAAUUGCCACUCACAUGGCGGGCAACAGAUGGUUUUAAUCCGGUGAGGUAUGAACGUACUGGAGGCCUCCAUCACGCGGGAAUUCCUCCAAGACUCCGAUGCGAGAUUUUGUUUUUGUCAUGCGAUUUUCAGAGUUUUAGCCUGACAUUUUUACACCACUCGGUAUAUGCGAAACAUGGGAGGCCAGAAAGGAGAGCUCAUCGGAUGGCGUCAGAAUGUGGAGCAAGUAUGCACUCGAUCCCUCAGUUCAGGCCAAAGAGCCGCCAUUGCAGCUGCGUACCAAACAUCUGCUAACAUACUUCUUGGCUGCAAAACUGCUGCUGCUGCUGCUGCUGCUGCUGGUGGUGGAAUGCAACAUUUUACAAUGACUUUGACUUUUACUUUGUGAGAACUUAAUAGCAUCCAUUUUUAUUUGCAUGUAUACCUUUAAGUAGAAGUAAAGAAUGAAAACAGUUAGUGCAUCAAAGGUCAUUUCUUUACUCUGCUCUUUCUGCUGUGUACAACCUGGCCUCCGGGGGCAGUCCAACACAACCGUGCUGUCAUGAUAUUUUGGCUUUGAAUUAGUUUUUGUAGUUGUGCUGUUGUUUCUUUUUUCCACGUCUGUCUCGUGAGGUCCUUGUUUCAUGGUUUCCCCCUGGCCUCUUAGGCCUUUGUGUUUUCCUAUCAGCUCCCUCAGCCACUUGUGCCUUGUCCAGGUGUUUCUCAAUGUUUUUAGUUCCCUGCCUUCUUUUCAGCUUUCAGUCACACACUUAAUCUUAUUUGAACUCAGUUUUACAGAGAUAAAAAUAUGUCUUAGUGACAUGAAA